AUGACAAAAGCCACCGCACACUCGGAAGUAGAAGGAGGAACCGGCCGAACACGUCGAGCUACGAAAGCGACUGCAGGAGGGAAGGGCUCAUACACAGCACAUAAGAUACCAAAGGGUUCGAAAGCGCAGAACAAGUGCGAGCCAUCAGGAUCAACCAAUCCACGAAUACAUCGGCAUAUCUCGAUCAUGAAUUGUGAUGAGGCGACAAUGACCGACCUGCUCUCGGCGAUCGUCGGGCUCUACAAAAAACACAAUACCCCCUACCUGAGGACCGCCCUGCAGGCGUCCUUUGGGAUCGCAAUGGGCUUGGCAGAAACAGAAAGGAAAACU
Mesorhabditis spiculigera is the source of this 330-nucleotide messenger RNA. The record is from the annotation of a GenBank genome assembly. Lineage: Eukaryota; Metazoa; Nematoda; Chromadorea; Rhabditida; Rhabditidae.